Messenger RNA from Symbiodinium necroappetens, 462 nucleotides. NCBI's taxonomy places the organism in Eukaryota, Dinophyceae, Suessiales, Symbiodiniaceae. The record is from the annotation of a GenBank genome assembly.
AUGGCGGAAGAGCCGACUUCCCCCGCGAACCAGGGCAAAUGGGUCGAGAAGUCCGAGAACAAAAUGAUGCAGGCCCGAAACCUCAUCCGUGACAUGCUCACAGUCGUCCGCAACAACGAGGUGGUGGAGGCCUCCAACAAAGCCGCCAUGCAAGAAGCUGACAAACGAGAGAAAGAGGCAAAGAAGGCUGUGGUCUUCAGCAAGGCUGCAGCCCACGAGAAAGUCAUUGCCACUUCUUUCAAGUGCAUGCAGGAUAUCGAGGACGGCAUUCUGCAGACAGAGGACAGCCUCAGCAAACUAACGCACGAACGCUACAGAGGGUUUGCGUAUCUUCAGGUUUGCGAGCGUCGGCUUGAGCUGCGGGAGAAGCGGCCACCGGCGGAAACGUUCCAAGACGCCACGGCCCAAGCAAACGCAAGCUAUGUCCAAGUAAAAGACUUGCCCUUUGGAGCCUUGAGUUGA